AUGGGGCAGGGGAGAAAGGAAAAGGGAGAGGGGGAAGGGGGAAGGGGGAAGGGGGAAGGGGAAGGGAGGACGGCGCCGGCGAAGGGGGAAAGAGGAAAGGAUAGGUGUUGGUGGGGGGAAGGGGAAAGGACGCAGGGUGGGGGAAGGGAAAAGGACGAGGGUGGGGGUGGGGGGAAGGGGAAAGGGGGGAGGGGGACGGCGGCGACGAAGGGGGAAAGGGAAAAGGACGCGGGGUGGGGGUGGGGUAGGGGGAAGGGGAAAGGGGAGAGGGGGGAGGGGGACGGCGAAACUUGGAGCCGCUGUCGCCGUGGUGGUGCCGUCGCCGUUGGGGAUCGCGAUGGAGAGAGGAGACGCGAGCCACUGCCACCGCCUCGCUGCCUUGGUGGUGUUAGUGUUGGUAUUGGUGGUGGUGGUGGUAGUGGUUGUGGUUGUGGUGAUGUUGGUGUUGGUAUUGGUGUUAGUGUUGGUGGUGGUGCUGGUGGUGAAAAAGAGGAGUAA
Molecule: messenger RNA, 498 nt
Organism: Arachis stenosperma
Lineage: Eukaryota; Viridiplantae; Streptophyta; Magnoliopsida; Fabales; Fabaceae
Product: glycine-rich cell wall structural protein 1.8-like
Exons: 3
Coding region: 1-498 (165 amino acids)
Source: RefSeq, a predicted model, not a curated record